GAAUGCCGUUGCAGCUAAACUCGAUUUAAUGAUGCGUGACGUUUAUAAAUUGCAAUUAUCCUAAUUGAAUGUUACAACAGUAAUUCUUCAAUAAACCAUUCUUUGAUGUAGAAUGUCGCGUAGUAGAUGGAUCUCUGUAGUUUUUUUGUGCAUUCCUGUUGGAUUAAUUCUUUUUUAUACACAAGCUAUAGAUUUUUUAGAUGAUGUAUCUAUACACUUUAUUGGUAACACAAAACAAGAUUGGGGUUUUAUUGAAAUAGAUUCAUCAAAAAAUAUUUUUUAUUGGUUAUAUUAUACAACAGCGAACGUAACGAAACCGGAAGAAAGACCUUUAAUAAUAUGGUUGCAAGGUGGCCCGGGUAUUGCAGCUAGUUGCUACGGAAAUUUCAUGGAAAUAGGACCCUACAGUUUUGAAUUAACAAAAAGAAACGACACGUGGAUUCGAGAAUUUAACGUUUUAUUUGUUGAUUAUCCCGUUGAAGUUGGGUUUAGUUAUAAAAUUAAUAAAGCAAAUGCCAAAUUGCCAAAGAAUAUUACACAAGUCGGCGACGAUUUAAUCAUUUUUGCUAAGAACUUUUUUACAGAAAAACCGGAAUGGAAAAAUUCCUCUUUAUACGUUUUUGGACAAAGUUACGGAGCUAAAUUUGCAGUUGAACUAGCAAAUAGGAUCGAAAUGGAAAAUAAAGAUGGAGAUGGAGGUUAUGAUUUUAAUUUAAAAGGAGUUGGAUUUUUUGGUGGUUAUAUUUCGCCGAUUGAUUUUAUUAGUAAUUAUGGAAAAAUUGGAUACACUUUAGUAAUUUUUUUUUAA
Onthophagus taurus is the source of this 808-nucleotide messenger RNA. NCBI's taxonomy places the organism in Eukaryota, Metazoa, Arthropoda, Insecta, Coleoptera, Scarabaeidae. The record is from RefSeq and is a predicted model, not a curated record.